GUCCCCGAAGAACCCCCAGCAGAAGAUCAUCAAGAGGGUCAUUGGCCUGGAGGGAGACUUCAUCAGGACUCUGAGCUACAAGAACCGAUACGUCCGCGUUCCCGAUGGUCACUUCUGGAUCGAGGGGGAUCAUCACGGCCACAGUCUGGACAGCAACAGCUUCGGACCGGUGUCAGUCGGGCUGCUUCACGGCCGAGCGUCUCACAUCAUCUGGCCGCCACAACGCUGGCAGGAAAUCAAACCGUCCCUCCCCCCAAACAGAGGACUGCUGGACACUGAGGAAGAAGAGGGAUGAAGACACACACACACAUUUUUACACUCAUUCAUCUGUUAUGAUGCAUCUGUUUGCUGAAGCGUUGAAUAAGACGAGAGCUGCAUCAGAAUUCGUUCUCCUACACACGUUGUGUUUUUGUUUCUGAAUAAUGUUAAAUUCAGGAGGAAACAGAUUCUCUCUGGAUCAUUGAGCCGAACGUUGAUUUCUCAUCGAUCAGAACACGGCGACUUUAACCUGUGACAUUUACACAUCCAGUUUUUUAAGUCACAUCUACAUUGAGAGCUGAAGUCGGAUCCAGAGCAGGAGAAGAUUAUUUGAUUAAUCGAUUCACAGGAAUUAUCUGAAAAAUCUGCUGUUUUGAUGAGUUAAUGGAUGAAUUUGCAUAAUCUCUGUUUUAUGUCACUGAAACCUGAGUUUUCCUUUUUAUUUGGUUCAUGGAUGAAUAAAACAAGACAUUUCACAUUUGAUCAAACAAAAUGUGAAUUGAUUAAUUAAGGAAUCAAAUCAAUUAGCAUGUGAAUUGUUUCAGUGUCUGUGCCACAUGAGUCUCAGUGAAGAUUUGAGUUUUUUCAAAGUGAAAAUAUUCCUGCUGUUCGUUGUUCAUAUUCAAAAUAAAUGAGUCCUUGAUAGAAGUUUUACACUCUGAUGAUUUUAAAAAAGUUCAGUCCUGCUUCAUUUGA
Messenger RNA from Paralichthys olivaceus (Japanese flounder), 954 nucleotides. The record is from RefSeq and is a predicted model, not a curated record. Lineage: Eukaryota; Metazoa; Chordata; Actinopteri; Pleuronectiformes; Paralichthyidae.